Messenger RNA from Sparassis crispa, 5361 nucleotides. RefSeq names its product Transposon Tf2-9 polyprotein. The record is from RefSeq and is a predicted model, not a curated record. Gene Ontology annotation, molecular function: nucleic acid binding. The transcript has 5 exons. Bases 1 to 5361 code for a protein of 1786 amino acids. NCBI's taxonomy places the organism in Eukaryota, Fungi, Basidiomycota, Agaricomycetes, Polyporales, Sparassidaceae. Gene Ontology annotation, biological process: DNA integration.
AUGAAGCGACACGCUGCAAAGACCAAUGGUAUUGCUUUUCACUCACCUCCACACAAAGUCACUCUGGUCUCGAAGAAACUCCAUGCCGACGUGCACGGUCGCCACCAUUUACUUGAUACUGAAGUUCGAUUCACCACGAAGUCUCCAUCCAAGAAGCGCAAGGUCUCUGAAAAUUCCGAACUGCCUGUCUAUGAAGCUGACACCAUCAACGUUGAGGCGGGAGAUGCUGACCGCACGUCGCAGCCUGGGCCCAGCAAGGGCGACGUCAAAUGCAAGGAGAAGAAUGGGGUCUCGUGGGUCAUGGCUGAAUGGACGCCCCACUUUCCGGAGCUUCUCGCGGACAUUCUAUUUGCGGAGGUGCAUCCUGAGAUUCCAGGCCAUGCAGCCACACAGAAGAAUUUAUCCACGCUGGAUUUUAACUACAUCAACCCGACCGCUCUUCCAGAGCAGUACCGCGAGCACCUCCCAUCCCAAGCGGAGUGGAGCACAGAACGAAACGCACAUUUCAUAGGAGGAAGGCCUGUAUUCAUCAGGCCAGACAAUCACAACUUCGACUACUCCCCAGAGGAAUUUGAAAGGACACUUCCCCAUAAUCUUGGUGGAAUAGUGCUCCAGCACAUCGCAGACAGCGGUAUAACGACCUCCUAUCCAGGAGAAAGACCAGACGCCCCUUGGAACCCCCCUGCCCAGAAUCCUGUACCCCAACCGACUCUUGCACCAAUCGUACCCGAUUACAUACCACCGAUGGCUACAGUUACCAUGGAUGAAGGACGUCACCAUGCUAGCCAGAAGGAACUUGGUUUUAGAAAACCCGAGAUCUUCAACGGUUCAGACCGUUCGAAGCUUAGGGAAUUUAUAAACCAAUGCAAGAACUACAUGGCCGGAAAUAGCCAUGUCUACCAGGAGGACAAUCAGAAGAUCGCAUUCGUGCUAUCGCACAUGCAAGGAGGAACAGCAGGAUCAUGGGCACAGAGCUUCAUAGAAACGGAACUCACCAAUGAUGACUUCCUUUCUUAUGGGAGUUGGAGAGACUUCAUUGCAAGUGUGAACAAAGCAUUUGGCGAUGAAAAUAUUGAAGAAACCGCUCGUACCUUGCUGCGUAACAUUAAGCAAGGAACUCGUACUGCGGACGACUACAUUGCCGAAUUCCGAUCGCUUGAAUCCAAGGCGAAACUAGAAGAUGCCGGAAAUAUCGAGUAUUUCAAGUGGGGACUUAACGACCCACUCCGACAAAGGAUAUAUGGGAUGGAAAGCAUGCCCAAGACACUUGACAAGUGGUACGAAUACGCCUCGCGGUUUGAUAACCAAUGGAGAUCUGCUCAGAUCUUCAAGCGAGGAGCCACUACGACGACGCGAGGAAAGGGCCGAUCUGUCCAUCGUCCCUACUACUCGGCUUCUGCAAAGGAUCCAAACGCGAUGGAUGUUGAUUGUGUCAAUAUCUCGCGCUUAUCCCCAGACGAGCGACAGAAGAGAAUGAAAGAAGGAUUAUGUUUCCUAUGCGGAAAGAAGGGCCAUAUAGCCAACGACAGACAAUUUCACCCCCAGUCUGGAAGUUUCACCCGUGCUAGAACGAUACAGCCCGGGUUAGACACAGACACGAUCACAUGGAUCAAGAAGAUGCGAGAAGACCUCGCACAGAAGAAGGAGACGUCGAAGGAAGAAACCAGAGAGGAACAGAUCGCCUAUGUGCGAAACGUCUUCAACGACAUGACUGACGAAGAACGAACCCAAUUGGAUGGCACACCAAAUCAAAUGGGUACCAUUACUCAUUGCACCUGGAAGAUGAUGAAAAUCGGAGGAAGGAAGACGCUUACUCGCUUCCUCUUGACCGGCAUUGGCAAAGAAAACAUACUUCUCGGCAUGCCGUGGCUUAAACGCCUCAAUCCGAUGAUCAACUGGGAAACCGGUGACUUUUGGUUUGGUAAAGAGGCCAAAUGGCCACCGAAACCCACCGUCGAAGAUGCACCAGAUAAAGAAGUUUCGAUUUUCAAGGAAGAUGGACUCCCAGAGCUAAUCACCACCGAAACUUCCCCUACCUCGUUUGGGCAUUCGGAAUCUAUCAGAGAAAUCAUGACCGAUAACACUGAGCGUGGCGAGUUACCCGCAGUGCGGAAUGAUACCGAACUAGAUGACCUACCAUCAGAAUCCUCUAUGGAUCAGCUCGAUGACGACGAUCUAGUUAUAUCCUAUAUCGCAGGAGAGCCAGUCAUUGGGAUAUUUGAACCCAUCAGGAAGGAGUCACCUUUGACGAAUGAAGAGACUGAAACCGCAGUCUUCACCAUACGGAGAGGCCCCGCCAUUGGAAGAAUGACACACAGUACUCGAUCCCCAUUAUUCUGUAACGCACAGAAUACGGUCUUUUACAAACCAUCCGGUAAAUCACAAGAAUUGGCACAACAGGCACACAAAGAAGCAUCAGCUGUAGACAAACCCAAAACCGUCGAGGAGUUGGUCCCCAACUACCUCCACGAUUUGAAGUCCGUCUUUGAAAAGAAAGCAGCUGAACGCUUUCCAGAAACCAGGCCUUGGGACCACGCCAUUGACUUGAAACCCGAUUUUAUUCCACGCGACUGUAAAGUCUAUCCGUUAUCGCUCAAAGAACAAGGAGCGAUGGAUGACUUCCUGGAAGAAAAUCUGCGAAAAGGAUACAUCCGACCGUCGAAAUCUCCCAUGGCUUCACCAUUUUUCUUCGUAGGAAAGAAAGACGGAGCACUACGUCCUUGUCAGGAUUACCGAUACCUGAAUGAAGGGACGGUGAAGAACGCCUAUCCUCUCCCGCUCAUCUCUGACCUUAUGGAUCAAUUCAAAGGCGCAUCAAUCUUUACGAAAAUGGAUUUACGCUCCGGAUAUAACAAUGUCAGAAUCAAAGAUGGUGACCAAUGGAAGGGCACAUUUAAGACAAAUCGCGGACUUUUUGAACCUAUGGUCAUGUUCUUUGGACUCUGCAACUCCCCGGCGACUUUCCAAAUGAUGAUGAACGCACUCUUCAAGGACAUGAUCGACGAGGGAUGGAUAGUCAUUUACAUGGAUGAUAUUCUCAUCUUCUCAAACGAUUUGGAAGAACAUCACGUUCGAACCCGACGCAUACUCCAACGACUCAAAGACAACGACUUAUUCCUUAAACCGGAAAAGUGUUUCUUUGACGUUAAAGAAGUCGAAUUCCUAGACAUGAUCAUUCGAGAAAACUACAUUGGCAUGGACCCUAUCAAACUUAAAGGAAUUGCGGAAUGGCCUGAACCAAGCACGGUAAAAGGUGUUCGCUCUUUCCUAGGGUUUGGAAACUUCUAUCGGAAGUUUAUUGCCAACUUCUCGGAUAUUGCCAAACCAUUGACGAAUCUUACGCGCACUGCCGCUGGAUCUCCACCUUUUGAAUGGACAACAGAAUGUCAGACAGCUUUCGACACAUUGAAGCAACGAUUUAGUACCGCCCCAGUACUGUUACUGCCUGACAAGGCAAAACCAUUUAUUGUUGAAUCCGACGCUUCCAAGUUUGCUACGGGUGCAGUUUUACGCCAAGCCGAUAUCAAUGGAGAACUCCAUCCUUGUGCCUACAUUUCACAGACGCUCAAUCCAGCUGAACGGAACUACGAAAUCUACGACCGCGAACUCCUCGGAAUUAUUCGAGCCCUCACUGAAUGGCGCCAUUAUCUUGAAGGCUCUCCCCAUCCCGUCGAAGUUCGCAGUGAUCACAAGAACCUCACGUACUUCCGUACAGCUCAGAAUUUAAACUGCCGACAGGCACAAUGGAGUCUCAAAUUAUCACAAUUUGAUCUUCACCUCAUCCAUGUCCCUGGCACUCAGAUGAUCCAAUCUGAUGCGCUCUCUCGUCGUAAUGGACUCGAUGACAGUGAAAGUGACAACGAAGAUCGCAUUCUUUUACCCAACGCACUAUUCGUGCGAUCCAUUUCCCCGACUCUAUUUGACGAAAUCAGGAAUCACGCAGCAAAAGACCUCGUUGUUCACGAAGCCCUCGAAGCGAUUGCACACAAAGGGCCAUUCCCCAUGAAAUCAUCGCUUUCCGACUGGGAAGUUCGCGAUGGUGUCAUCCUCUACAAGGGAAAGAUUUACGUCCCACCAUCCGAAACUCUUCGUCGUGAUCUCGUUCGACUACAUCACGACUCCCCUGCCAUGGGUCACCCUGGAAAGUUCAAUACUCUUGAACUGUUACGUCGUGAAUUCUGGUGGCCUGGCAUGUAUACAUUUGUCUACAAUUAUGUUGAAGGCUGUGCCGCCUGUCAACAAAUGAAACCGAAUACUCAUCCAACUCGUAUUCCUUUGGAACCAAUUCCCGCCGACCCACACGCAUUACCAUUUUCCUGUUGCACCACCGAUUUUAUUACCGACCUCCCCGUUUCCAACGGUUUUGAUUCAAUUAUGGUCGUAGUAGACCAUGACCUUACGAAGGGGGUGAUUCUUACGCCCUGCCUCAAAACGAUCACAGCCGAAGGAACGGCCAAGAUUUUUCAUGACAAAGUAUACUCGCGAUUUGGAUUACCCGACCGAAUCAUCUCGGAUAGAGGACCUCAAUACGCAUCCAAGGUCUUCCAAGAGUUAAAUCGACUACUCCAGAUCAGAUCAUCAAUGAGCACAGCUUAUCACCCUCAGACGGACGGAGAAACAGAGCGAGUCAACCAGGAGCUGGAAAUCUAUCUUCGACUCUAUUGCGGAAACAACCCUGAAACAUGGGCCGACCGCCUGCCAGACCUCGAGUUUUGUCAUAACACAAGGGAACACUCGGCACGGAAGAUGAGCCCAUUCCGCAUCAUGAUGGGAUAUGAACCACGGGGACUCCCUUCCGUAUUUCCGACCACGAACAUUCCAUCGGUUGAAUCCAGGCUUGACAUGUUGCAGAAGAUAAGACUAGAAGCGCUAGCCAUGCACGAGUUAGCCCGACAACAGAUGGCGGACCGAGUCAGACAAGGAUCACCGAAGUUUACACUAGGACAGAAGGUCUGGCUAGACUCGAGGAACCUGAAGGUCAAUUACGCCUCGCGCAAGAUAGCACCAAAGCGUGAGGGGCCAUUCGAAAUUGUCGAAGUCAUUGGACCAGCCAAUUAUCGUCUCAAACUCCCGAAGACCUGGCGAGUUCAUUCCGUAUUCCACGCUGCCCUUCUAUCUCCUUAUCGCGAAAACGACAUACAUGGUCCGAAUUAUGUGAACCCACCACCUGAUGUCGUUGAUAACGAAGAAGAGUACGAAGUUGAAGCCAUCCUGAAUCACAAGACGUACCGAGGUCAUCUGAGGUACUUAGUCAAGUGGAAGGGAUAUUCUUCAGCAGAAAACUCGUGGGAACCUACCCACAAUUUACAGAAUGCCAAGCGAAUCCUCGAUGCAUAUAAAAGGACCAGGGGAAUCCAGUAG